AUGUCGUCCUCCUUCGAGAUCAGGGAGCACGUUGUUGAGGCUCAACAUAUUCGCGAAUAUCCUCGAGCUACGGCGCAUUCUCAAGAAGAGGUCCUGUAUCUCGCAGUCAAACAGUACAUUCCGAAGAAUAACCCAAACCCUCAGCCUGGAGAUGUCACCAUCAUUGGCGCACAUGCAAAUGGCUUUCCCAAGGAAUUGUAUGAGCCAAUGUGGGAGGAUCUUUUGAAGUUAUCCGCCACGCAUGGUUUCAGGAUAAGGAGUAUCUGGAUAGCCGAUGUGGCAUGCCAGGGACAGAGCGGGAUCAUCAAUGAAUCCAAGCUCGGAAACGACCCCUCAUGGAUUGAUCACUCCCGCGAUCUGUUACACAUGAUCAAUCACUUCCGGACAGAGAUGCCACGUCCUCUGGUCGGUGUUGGUCAUUCUUUCGGCGCGACCACACUCACACACCUUGGGCUUCUGCACCCUCGUUUACUCUCUGCGGUCGUUCUCAUGGAUCCUGUGAUGAACUUCUCGUCUCGGGGCCCGUCAUUCGGCAUGGAUCCAAUGUCACUGUCUGCGAAGCGAAGGGACCUCUGGCCUUCCCACCAAGAGGCUGUGGAUUCUUUCAAGAAGUCAAAGUUCUAUCAGUCGUGGGACCCCCGAGUCCUUGAUGCCUGGAUCAAAUAUGGUAUCCGGACCACACCCACCCUUCUCUAUCCCGACGAAAAAGAUGCAGGCAAAGCUACUCUGACGACAACCAAGCACAUGGAAGUAUUUACAUAUCUACGCCCUUUGUACCAGGCCGUGGAUGAAAACGGAAAGAGAAAGAUGGAUUCGUCCAAGCUCCCAGAUAUCACUUACUCGAACAUCUGGAAAUUCGGCAGUGGCAAGUUCUACCGACCAGAAGCACCAAACACGGCCAUGCAACUGCCACAGCUCAGACCCUCUUGUCUAUACAUCUUUGGCGGGACUAGUGCCAUGUCGACCCCGAGUCUACGGAAAGAGAAGCUUGAACUCACUGGUACCGGCGUCGGGGGGAGUGGGGGUGAGAAAGAAGGCAGAGUCAAGGAGGCUGUCUUGGAGGAUGUCGGACAUCUUGUUGCAAUGGACCGGCCCAAGGAAUGUGCCGAGUUUGCCGCUUCGUGGAUCGGGGCCGAGGUGAAACGGUGGCGUGCAGAGGAAGAGGAGCUCCAGUCGUGGUGGAAGAAGAGUUUAAGAGAGAAGCAACUCAUCGAUGACGAGUGGAUGGGUUGGGUCAACGAGGCAAGGGACGAGGCAAGGAAGGCCAAAUUAUAG
Molecule: messenger RNA, 1275 nt
Organism: Thyridium curvatum
Lineage: Eukaryota; Fungi; Ascomycota; Sordariomycetes; Thyridiales; Thyridiaceae
Exons: 3
Coding region: 1-1275 (424 amino acids)
Source: RefSeq, a predicted model, not a curated record